Leishmania braziliensis MHOM/BR/75/M2904 is the source of this 441-nucleotide messenger RNA. RefSeq lists its product as hypothetical. The record is from RefSeq and is a predicted model, not a curated record. NCBI's taxonomy places the organism in Eukaryota, Euglenozoa, Kinetoplastea, Trypanosomatida, Trypanosomatidae. The transcript has a single exon. Bases 1 to 441 code for a protein of 146 amino acids.
AUGGCGAGCUUCCUCUCACUUGAAGUAAAUCUGGUGAUGGUGCCUGUUCUGGUGCUUUUUCUUCUCUAUUGCGUUCCUAUCCGAGCCAUCUCCACGACGGCAGAGCGCAUCACUCGCCUCGUGGAAGGGCACAGCUUCAACGGCUUCACAAUCAUGUCCGCCAUGGCCAUCAUAUCGUCUUUCUCCUUCCUCUUCCACUUCCUCGAGUGGCACUCCAAGUAUAAUGCAAAGCAGCGCUUCACAGACAUCAGCUUGCAGCUGCAGCACGACAACAAGCGGCUUCGAGUGGAACGCAACAUGUACAUCCAGCUUAUUACCUGUGUCCUGUGCCUCGCCGUCAAGAAGUGUGCGGUACUUCAGGCCCGUCAAGAAUCUCGCCAGGCAGAGCGCACUGCCGACUCUCGCUCAACUGCAGCAACUGCCCACCCUAAGACAGCCUAG